GUUUAACUAAACCCAAAUGCUUCUCUCCCGUUUAUAUUUAAGAUCGGUCUACCUUGAGAAAAGCUCGAGUUUUGGGACAUUAGCGAUUACAUAAUUUUGUAACCCUAGUUUGCUUUUGAGGACGUGAUCGGUGUCCAAGUAUUGUAUGCAGAGAGUGUAGAUUUUAUUCAGUUACUGAGUGAUGGGGGGUCCGAAGAUCCAAAUCAAGGGGUCUCUGACUGCCUCAGAUCCCCGUAAAUGUCCAGUUCUUAUAAUUGGCCAACUCCGUCAUCUUACUGCACUGCCAUUUAGUGAUGUUUCAAUGAAGUUGCAGCCAAGAGUUGAUGAAGAGGCAUGGAACCUCUCUGUGAACAGUUUGCAGCCAUCACCUACUGAUUACUGCUCAUUAUACCUCAACUUAGCUACGGUAGCUGCACUCCCUGUGAAGUGUUCAAGGCACAAUACUCCUUCUCGAACCCAUUCUAUUACGAAGAUUAUUAAAACUCAUUCGACUGGAACUGAUGAAUGUAUUGUUCUAGUUUGUGAACGUGCUGAUGUAUUUGCAAGUGUAUGUGGUGUAGCAAGAGCCUACCCAAUUUUUUCUCGCAAAACAGCUGCCGGGUCAUCUUCUGACCAUAAUGUCACUGUAGAGGUGCUAUUUGUUGGUAGUGGUGAUUCACCAUUAUCAGAUGAAGAUAUCAGAGUUUUAAAUGAUUCUGUGUUUGCUGUACGACUUGCUGCCAAAAUUGUUGAUUCACCUGCCAAUGAAAUGCAUACUGAUGGUUUUAUAGAGGAGGUUCAGAAAGUAGGCCAAAUUUUGGGGAUUAAACCUUCCAUAAUCCGUGGAGAGGAGUUAGCAACCAAAGGAUUUGGUGGAUUGUAUGGUGUUGGAAAAGCUGCUGUACAUCCCCCUGCCUUGGUUGUCUUAUCUCAUACACCACCAGGAGGCACAGAAAAUUUGGCGUGGGUUGGCAAAGGGAUUGUGUAUGACACUGGUGGACUCAGUAUUAAAACCAAGACUAGCAUGCCUGGAAUGAAAAGAGAUUGCGGUGGUGCAGCUGCAAUAUUAGGAGCAUUCUAUCUGGCUGUUCAGGCGGGGUUUACUCAGAACCUCCAUGCCAUUUUCUGUCUAGCAGAAAAUGCAGUAGGACCCACUGCAACAAAGCCAGACGAUAUUCAUACGCUUUAUUCAGGAAGAACUGUAGAAAUAAACAAUACAGAUGCAGAGGGUCGAUUAGUCUUAAGUGAUGGUGUAGCAUAUGCAGCAAAAGAUCUGCAUUGCACAACAAUUCUGGACUUGGCAACUUUAACUGGUGCUCAAGGAACAGCCACUGGGAAGUUCCAUGGAGCAGUGUUAACAAAUAGCCAAGAUUGGGAAGAAGCCAUUAUCAGUGCAGGUCAAAUCUCAGGCGAUCUUGUCCAUCCACUUCCAUACUCACCAGAACUUCACUUUGCAGAAUUUGCCUCAGCUGUUGCAGACAUGAAGAACUCAGUUGCAGACCGUUCCAAUGCAACUUCAAGCUGUGCCGGGCUUUUCAUAGCUGCUCAUCUAGGAUUUGAUUUUCCUGGUAACUGGAUUCAUGUUGAUAUGGCCUAUCCAGUUCAUUGUGGAGAACGUGCAACUGGUUAUGGUGUUGCACUCUUACCAACGCUUUUUGGACACCACUCUCGAAGUAGAAUAUUCCGCAACUUAGCUCCUGUAUCAGCAGAAAAUGGAGACUGUGAAAAUGACUGCAAGGCAUCAAAAAAGAUGAGGUUAUCCUAGUAAUAUGUCUGUAAUAUUAGUAGCUCAAAAAUAAAGUUUCAAAGGGGGCAUAUCUUAUUUUAAAGUUGAAAUAUGACCAGGAUGUAUUUAUGGUACUACACUCAUUUCAAGAGUUCUGUGGAUGAUGUUCAAUAGGGUUCUUAUGCUCAGACUCAUAUGUUCAUUUGACAUAGCAUGUACCUGUAAAGUAAAUCUAUACUGUAAUUUCAAAUACAAUAUGAAGUCACUAUAUGCAUUGUUCAAAUACCUCUCCUAUGUAUAUUAUAUGUAAUAUGUUAGACAUGAAAAAACUACUCCUUGGUGCUUUUCAAGUCCUAGUGGGACAUUGCCAAUAACUUGUAAAGUUUCAAUUUCACUGAAGUUUCUAGUAUGUUAAUUUUCUUCAAAACACUAUCUUACCCCUCCAUCCCUCACUUUUUUCUUUUUUCAAGUCCUUUGAUGCUUGAUUUCAUUUUUAUUAUUCAAUUCUUGGAUUUUUAGGCCUUCCUUUAGAAUCACAUACUAGUCAGUCCUUUGAAGAAGACUGAUUGUUGAAACAUCAUUAUAGUGGCAUCGUAUUGUAUCGUUUUGUACAAGUUACAAAGGUUACCCAUCCUCGCAUAGUCAUACUGUACAUGUGUAUUUUUUGUUUUUAUUCUAUUUGAUUUGCAUGUGAAUGUGGACUGGGGAUAUAUAUGCCAUAAUGAUAGUGUUAAUCAUGAUACUGGGAUGCUAAUAUAUUAUAUACAGUGUUAAUCAUGAUACUGGGAUGCUAAUAUAUUAUAUACUAUAAAGUUAUAAACACAGGCAGCCAUAAAUUACAUAACCAUAUUUCUAAUUUAAUUUGGGUCAGAUUUUGGUGCAAUCUUGAUAGUACCAUUAUUAAUUAUUAAGGUUCCACACACAGCUGAGGCACUUUUGUUUAGGACUAAGGUGGACCAUACUUAGGAGUUGUACUUAACCAGGCCAUUGAAAAUUUGCUCAUAAUUAAUUUUCAUUUAUGAACCCCUGGUGUUGUGUGACACUUUUGUAAGUUUAUGACUAUUGCCUGUUUUUGAAAUUAUAAUUAAAUAUUGAAAAUGACUUCCAAACCAGCCUGUCUUAAGAAAUUUUGGUUCAUUUUAAUAUUAGGUUCUUGGAUUAAAAGUGUACCCAGGUAUGUUUUAGAAGUUUUAGAACAGAACCAUAGUCACAUCAAGAAAGGUAGAAGUCAAGAUAAAAAAAAAAUAAGUAAUACCUGUCAAGUCUAUCUUUAUAGAGGCACAUAAUAGAAAAAUGUAUUAAUUACUAUUUUUGUAAUGAAUUUCUAGUGUAAGAUUAUUAAAUUCUUCUAAUUUCUAAUUAGUCUAAUGAAGUUGUAUUCGAUCUUGAGUUUGUAUGGCUUACUUAUUUUAAUUUAAUGAUCUGAAUUUUUAAUCUAUUCAUAUUCCAAAAUCUUUCUCUUAUAUUUUCAAAAGCAGGAAUGCCUCAGGUUGCAUUGAGUACCAUUAAGUCUCAUUAAUGUCUGUGUGCACAUGUGCAUUAUUCAGUGACAACUUAAAAAGCUGUACCUCAUCCAAUAGGUGCCUUCAUCUUAUUAUUUCUUUUUACAAAAAAAAUUUUUUUUUCUUUAAUUUUUUAGCAUUAGCAAGAUGUAGAUAAAAAUUUAUUUGCGUACUUAUCUAAAUAUUGACGUAACUUGGUUACCAAGUUAUAAAUAAAAAUACAAGUUUGCUAUAAUUCUUAAGUUAUAGUUAAUUUGAAUUUGAUAAAAUAAAGUAUUUUUAGUAAAAAAAAUUUUAUUUGCAUCUCAACAACCUUUAGAACAUGCAAUACUGUUGUAAUAUUCAACUGAUGCGAAGCUAUCCAUUUCGCAGGGUAAUUAUAAGUUGCAUGGUUGGAUUUUUGAGUCAAGACAUUAACUCGCCCAUGUUUAAUGUUAGUAGUACUGAGGAUUACCAGUAUUAUGUAAAUUCAGUAUUUAAUUAAUUCAAUGCAUGUUGCAUUCGGUUUCUUAUUACAUGAUUUCCUGAUGCCUAAUUUUCAGUAUAUAUUGUUAAAUAUAAAUGUUGCUUUGAGAAAAGAAAUGCUAAUGAAUUGCAAGGUAACCACUAGCAAAAGAAAAUAAAGUCAAAGACAGAA
Macrobrachium nipponense is the source of this 3844-nucleotide messenger RNA. RefSeq names its product probable aminopeptidase NPEPL1 (gene grsm). Lineage: Eukaryota; Metazoa; Arthropoda; Malacostraca; Decapoda; Palaemonidae. The coding region runs from base 182 to 1744 and encodes 520 amino acids. Gene Ontology annotation, cellular component: cytoplasm. Gene Ontology annotation, molecular function: metalloaminopeptidase activity; manganese ion binding. The record is from RefSeq and is a predicted model, not a curated record. The transcript is spliced from 11 exons. Gene Ontology annotation, biological process: proteolysis.